ACACAUACUCGUGGAACUUAAGUUAUGCUCAAAAUGAAACAUCUAUAUUUGAAGAUUGAGAUAAUUUAAAAUAAACACGUGAUUGCAAUUUGUUUUAAAUUAGCUACUUACUAAAAGUCACACGUAUUUUGUAAUCACCUCAAGAUGUUAGGUUACCGUGUUCGUUUACGAAAGAAUAUUACAUUUUUCAAGGCAAAAUGUUCAGGAGUUAUAUUCACGAUAGUCACCUUUUCAGUUUGGUAUUUCAUCCCCACAUCCAGCACCGAGCUACUUGCACUGACAGGCUCGAAGCUUAAAUUCCUCGAUGAUAUUCCCCUGGAAAUGGGCUUCCAGCCUUUCGUUGACGUAGAAUUCCCGCACGUGGAGACGGACGUACCCAGGAUACCGCACAACAUCCACCAAAUAUGGAUACGUCAUCACAACAAUACUGAAAUCGAUAUUGAGGUGCCUGAACAGUUUGAACAAUACAUGAAGACAUUUCCAAAAUGGAAUCCAAGCUGGAAGUAUUACUUCUGGACACAUAAGACGUCAAGAAAGCUGCUAGAAGAGAGACAUCCAGAGUUAUUAACUUUUUAUGACAAGACCUUGGUGCCAGUUCAAAAAUCUGACCUUAUGCGUUACGUAGUUGUCUACGAAUUCGGUGGCCUUUACGCAGAUUUGGACACAUCGUGCCUACGAUCGUUGGAUAUAGUGACCACAAAAUACGCAUGCAUUGUUUUACCCGAACCGUUUGAAGACGGUAUUAUAUGGGAAAAUAUCCCGUAUCGAAUUCCGAAUGGAGUUUUCUUUUGUCGCGCAAAACACCCCUUUCUGGAACAGGUUCUGCGGACUAUAUCCGGAAUAAAGACAGUUGAAGCCAGUCCAACUCUCAUCGGUCCACUAUUUUACACAACGCAGUACAGACGUUACAACAACAUAAGCGACACUGACAUGUACAGAGUUAACAUCAGCGGCGAUACCAGCAGUCCCUAUUUCUACAAAGGAGAACUUCCGGAAUCGCAUGACGAUGCAAUCUACAUUCCAAACACGCGGUACUUUCUAGACCAACCACAUCCUUGGCACAGAGACAAAAUUAAACGUAUUUGCGAAAAUCCGAGUAAAGCAACGCUUAUUAUCAAGAGAAUGUGUGUCGUUUAUACGAGAAGGGGUUUCGAUCGUAAGCCGAGUAACUUCACCUUCCUUGAGCAUGCAUAUACCUUUUCAUUUAAUUCGAAAAUCGAUUGGUCUAAACGAAAAUAUAUCCCAGUGAAAAAGAUUCAAUCUAAUGUUCAAACAUACAAUGGAAGUCGAAGUUUAAUUUAAUGUAUAGUCAACCUUAACUUUGAUAAGUUUUUUCCUGGUUGUUUGUCAGUGAACUUUCCUGAUAACAGAUACCAGCAUUUGCUCUUGACUUUAUAUUUAAACUCUGAACAUAUGUGCCGAGUUUUAAUAUUACAUCAGGUCCAGAUUUCUCAUAUCAUCUGCAUUUGCUUAGCAUUUAGCAUUAUAUUAAGUCGGUUUUAAUUGAAUAGUAUUACCAUAGUGACGUUAAUUGUGAUAUACAUAAUUAUACUGUUAUUUUCACAUUUUAGUUCAAUUUGAAGUUGGUUUUUAAUUGUACGACAAAGUGUUUGCACAGUUAAUCCGACAUUGAAACAAGAAUGCCAUGAGUCUAUCGCAAGUUUAAGGUGCACCUAUUUUCGAAGACUAGACCUGGCGAUCCUGUUUUUUACCCGCACUUAACUCAGAUUCGACUAUUUCCUUGAUAUUCUCAAUAAUACUAUGACCGAAUUUUAUCAAAGUUGAGCAAUAAUUGUGGCUUUUCGAGUGGUAAAAAGCUGUACACUUUUCUGAUGAGGUGAGCUAAAAGCCAUAAGUUUAUCUUCCUAGCAAAUGCUUCGCAAAAAUCGGACUCUGCAUACGAUUAAAAUGCACAUGUAUUGCACGUACAUAAUUUAGUAAAACUCUCCAAUUACUAUCAAAACUUUUACUUAGAAGAAAUCGCUUUGAAAAUUCACUUUAAGAAUGGAAUGUUUGUAUAGAGGUGGUCGCAAUUUAAGUAACUUCGAGUUUCAUUAUUGAAUUUAUAGGCGAUCGAUGUUUGAGAGAUGUUGACAUGUUAUUGUUAUACAUGUAUAUUUAGUGGUUAUUUUAGUAGUUUUUGUAGUUUAAGUUUUAUUGUUUUGUUUAUAUGUAAUUGUAGUUAGUUGGGCUUUUAUUUCUUUGUUUAAUAGGUGGUCGAAGUGUUAUAGGCUUGGGGUUGUAUUGUUUUGAUUAUAGGUACUCGCACCUGCUGGGUUUGGAGUUGCAUUGUUUGUUGAUAGGUAUUCGCAGUUUUAGAGCUUAUUGCUUUAUUGUUUUGAUUAUAGGUAUCGCAGUAUUAUGAAUUUGGUGUUGUAUUGUUUUUUAUAUGCGGUCGCAGUUGUAUGGGCCAAGACUUUAAUUAUUUUGUAUGUAUGUAUUUGUAUUUUAUAUGUAUAUUUAUCGACUUGUAGUGUUAUUGUUUAGCUUUGAGUCUAUUUGCCUCGUGUAUAGGUGGUAUUGUUUUAUUGUUUUUCUGGAGUUUCAUUGCUUUGUAUAUACAUGUAUGUGGUGACAGUUUAAUCGACUUUGAUUAUUAUUGUUUGGUAUAUUGGUUAAUGCAUGUAUCGACACGAAGUUUUAGUUUUUCUUAAGGUGGUUGCAGUAUUAUGGGCGUGAAGUUUUACAGUUUUGUAUAUAGUUGGUGCAUCCCUAUAUGUAAGCGUAUAGUAUCUCUUUUUGUGGUGAGUUAUGGUUUCCUUUCUAUAUUUAAGACAGCUUAUUAACUAAUUAGGUUUUGACUUUUACGUAAAGUGUAUGCUUACUUGCAAACAUAAUAAAAAUACAAGCACUUAA
Messenger RNA from Dreissena polymorpha, 2856 nucleotides. RefSeq lists its product as uncharacterized. The transcript is spliced from 2 exons. Gene Ontology annotation, molecular function: mannosyltransferase activity. Gene Ontology annotation, biological process: mannosyl-inositol phosphorylceramide biosynthetic process. The coding region runs from base 145 to 1302 and encodes 385 amino acids. The record is from RefSeq and is a predicted model, not a curated record. Lineage: Eukaryota; Metazoa; Mollusca; Bivalvia; Myida; Dreissenidae.